Anopheles nili is the source of this 799-nucleotide messenger RNA. RefSeq names its product ADP-ribosylation factor-related protein 1 (gene Arfrp1). The transcript is spliced from 4 exons. Gene Ontology annotation, cellular component: Golgi apparatus. NCBI's taxonomy places the organism in Eukaryota, Metazoa, Arthropoda, Insecta, Diptera, Culicidae. The record is from RefSeq and is a predicted model, not a curated record. Bases 144 to 749 code for a protein of 201 amino acids. Gene Ontology annotation, molecular function: GTP binding; GTPase activity. Gene Ontology annotation, biological process: intracellular protein transport; protein localization to organelle; Golgi to plasma membrane protein transport.
CCGCAAGGUAAAAGUUUGUUGACAUACCUUGUUUGGCAAUACGUUAAUUUCCAAGUGCCGCGCUUUCAUUAUUUCGGCGUAAAUAUUUCACCGCCACAUCAUUGGUUUUUUACGCCCUUCAGCUGUACUUAACGCGUUCGAAAAUGUACACAUUGCUCAGCGGUUUCUACAAAUACCUCACUCAGAAGGAUGAAUAUUGCAUACUUAUUCUCGGACUGGACAAUGCGGGCAAGACGACCUAUCUAGAGGCAGCGAAGGCAAAGUUCACCAAAAACUACCGGGGAAUGAAUCCAAGCAAAAUCACGACAACGGUCGGACUGAACAUUGGCCAGAUCGAUAUCGCCGGCAUACGAUUGAGCUUUUGGGAUUUGGGCGGGCAGCAGGAACUACAGUCUCUGUGGGACAAGUAUUACUCCGAAUCGCAUGCCGUGAUCUACGUGGUCGACUCGAAUGAUCGCGUUCGCAUGAGUGAGUCAAAGGAUGUAUUCGACCGGAUGAUCAGCAAUGAGUACUUAUCCGGGAUUCCGCUGCUUGUGCUGGCGAACAAGCAAGACCUGCCGGAUUGUAUGGGCGUGCGGGAAAUAAAACCCGUCUUCCAAGAGGUCGGUCAUUUGAUUGGGCGUCGCGACUGCCUGGUAAUGCCGGUAUCAGCGCUGACAGGGGAAGGAGUCGACGAAGGCAUUAAAUGGUUGGUCGAAUCUAUCAAGCGGAACUCUAUCGUACGUCCCCCGAAAACGGAAGAUACUUGAUCAACAUUAUACACACGCCUACUCCUUUGUUCGUUGUUUAUGUUUAUUUU